AUGUCGAAUUUGUCAAAGCUUGAAUUUAUGGCACUUGACAUUUCUGGAAAGAACUAUUUGUCAUGGUUACUUGAUGUUGAAAUUCACCUUAUCGCUAAGGGUGAUAGUAUAAUCGAAGGAAGUAAGGCAUCAAGUCAGGAUAAAGAGAAAGCUAUGAUUUUCCUUCGUCAUCAUAUUGAUGAAAGCCUAAAGGUUGAAUACUUAACAGUGAAAGAUCCACUUGAAUUGUGGAUAGGUUUGAAAGGGAGGUAUGAUCACCUCAAGGCAACGGUAUUGCCAAGGGCUCGUUAUGAGUGGAUGUACUUACAAUUUCAAGAUUAUAAAACCGUAAUUGAAUAUAACUCUGUUGUAUUUAGAAUCACUUCUCAAUUAAAAUUAUGUGGGGAAGUUAUAAAAGAUGAGGACAUGUUGGAAAAGACACUAACUACUUUCCAUGCCUCCAAUAUGAUAUUACAACAACAAUACCGUGAAAAAGGUUUUAAAAAAUACUAUGAAUUAAUCUCAUUCCUUCUGGUGGCUGAGCAGAUUAAUGAUUUUUUAAUGAAAAAUCAUGAAAUUCGUCCCGUUGGAAGUGCUCCAUUAUCGGAGGCACACGGGGUAGAAGAGCAUGGCCAGUUUGAAAUAAGACAAAAUAAUCGAGGUCAUGAUAAUGUGCGCGGGCGUGGCAAAGGCAAAAGACGAUAUAAUAAUCAUCGAGGUGGUGGUCAUAAUAAAAGAGAAAACAAUAUGAGUUCUCAAAAUAAUCCUUCUAAAGGAAAGGGCGAUCAUUGUCAUCGUUGUGGCCUUAAAGGAUCUUCUCAAAAAUAUGAUGAGAAUGUUAAGGCAAAUUUAGCAUUGAAAGAUGAUGCUUUUGAUGGGCUCGAUGAUAUUACUCAUCUAGAAGCUAUUUGGAAUAUUGCAAAUCAACUGUCGAAUACAUUUACUAACCUUCCAUGGGUUGCUAAAUUAUAUAUCCCAGUUGCUAAUAUUCAAGUUCGAGUUGAUGUCCCGAUAGGACAAAAUGUUAAGGCAAAUGAGUUUGGACCACGCUUAAAACGUGGUAGACCAAUUGGUUCCAAGGAUAAAAAUCUUCGAAAAAGGAAAGAAAUAAAUGGUCACGAUGUGGAGGCAAUUGCUCAUGAAGAGCUUCGAGACAUAAUAAAUUAUGACACCACUAAGGAGGUUCAUGUACCUGAAAAUAAUGAGAAUGAGUAA
This is a messenger RNA of Solanum stenotomum, 1194 nucleotides long. RefSeq lists its product as uncharacterized. The coding region runs from base 1 to 1194 and encodes 397 amino acids. The record is from RefSeq and is a predicted model, not a curated record. The transcript is spliced from 3 exons. Lineage: Eukaryota; Viridiplantae; Streptophyta; Magnoliopsida; Solanales; Solanaceae.